AUGCUGUUCAAAAGCUUCUUGGUCGCGGCGGUUUUGCCGUUUCUUGCGACGGCGUACGAGGAUCCAUUGGUGACGUUGGAUUAUGUUUCGCUUCAGGGAAAGUACAAUGAAGCGUACAACAUCUCGUAUUUUCGAAGGAUUCCGUUCGCGGCGCCUCCUGUUGGAGAGAACCGGUUUAGGGGACCGCAGCCUGUGGGGACCUUUGACGGGGUUUACGAUGCUGAUAUACCGUAUGAUAUGUGCCCGCAGAGAACUGUCAAUGGGUCGGAGGAUUGUUUGUAUCUGACACUUUACUCCCGCCCAUGGACUGAAGGUGCACCGAAGAAGCCGGUCAUGAUGUUCUUUUAUGGCGGUGGUUUCAUUCAGGGAGCAGCCGGACUGACGCUGCCGCCGUCUUCGUAUCCGGUCCUCAAUGUUUCCGAGUCGACAAACUACAUUGCGGUUUAUCCUAAUUACCGGACAAAUGCGUUCGGCCUCCUUCCCGGCAAGAAAAUCAAGGAAUCCCCCACAUCGGACCUAAACCCAGGACUCCUCGACCAACAGGCAGCCCUGAAAUGGGUCAACAAGUACAUCUCCAAGUUUGGCGGCGACCCCAAAAACGUCACCGUUUGGGGACAGAGCGCCGGCGGUGGUUCCGUUGUUGCCCAGGUUCUUGCAAACGGUGGUAAUACCAGCCCAAAGCUCUUUACAAAGGCUAUCGCAUCUUCUCCAUUCUGGCCACGCAACUACCGCUAUGAUGCACCGGAGGCAGAGGAGAUUUACAGCACUUUGGCAAACUUGACGGGGUGCGCGACGGCGGAUGACUCGUUGAAGUGCUUGAAGGAGGUUGAUGUGCAGAAGAUUAGAGAUGCGAAUCAGAUUAUCAACGCGAUGCAUACGACCACUACAUCAAGCUACACAUGGGCACCGGUCAUUGACGGAGAGUUUCUCAGGGAGAGUUUGUCCUCCGCAACGGAGAAGGGAAGGGUUAACUCGGACUAUGCGAUUGGGAUGUACAAUAGAUUUGAGGGGUCGACCUUUGUCUCUUCGGCGUUAAACAAGGCUGCUUCUACAGGCACAAGUGGGACAGCGGCGUGGAAUUCAACAGAAGAAGGGUUUAGGUUUUGGCUGGACGGCUUCUUGCCCGGUUUGAAAGAGCAGCAUGUCACGGAGGUGAAGGCACUGUAUCCCCCAGCGACAACGAAUGGCAGCACUGUUUAUACCACACAGCAGGACAGAGCUGGUUAUGUGUAUCGCGAUGUUGUUCUCGCUUGCCCAGGAUACUGGAUCUCGACUGCCAGCAAGAAGGCAGGAUAUGUUGGCGAAUACACCAUCUCGCCUGCUAAACAUGCCAGUGAUGUCGGAUAUUGGAAUACUGUCAACUCGCUGCAAACCACACAGCGCUUCCUAUACCAAGGCUAUGCGGGAGCGUAUGCUUCAUUCAUCGAAACUGGAAACCCGAACGCAAACAAGCUCACAAACGACAGCGUAGUAGCGUGGCCAGAGGUGAAGAGCGGGAAGGAGUGGAUCGUGCAAGCUGACGGUUUCGCGGAGGACUCGUUGACAAUGCUGAAAAAGCGGUGCGAUCUCUGGAAGAAAGUUGGGAAAUAUCUACCUUUGUAG
Morchella importuna is the source of this 1602-nucleotide messenger RNA. RefSeq lists its product as uncharacterized. The record is from RefSeq and is a predicted model, not a curated record. Lineage: Eukaryota; Fungi; Ascomycota; Pezizomycetes; Pezizales; Morchellaceae. The coding region runs from base 1 to 1602 and encodes 533 amino acids. The transcript is spliced from 7 exons.